AUGCGAAACGCUAAGGAUCCUACGUCACGUUUAACAAGAUGGCGAUUAAAAUUACAAGAAUAUCAGUUUAAAGUAAUUUAUAAAGCAGGGAAAACAAAUGUAAAUGCUGACGCAUUAUCCCGGAACCCACCGGACAAUUAUAUAGCAUACGAUGAAAUAAGAAGUUCAGACAAGAUUAUCAACUGCGAAGAAGAAGAGGGGGAUGAGGAAACAGACGGAAAAAAAGAAGAGGACAUGAAGAGGGAAAAAGAAGAGGAAGGAGAAGAAAGAGAAGAAGAGAGUCAAGAACAAGAGAGCAGUAAGAAUACAAGUCAAAAUAAGAAACUACCAAACAUUAUGAGGCAACCAUUGGGAACAGGUCAUUUACCUGACCCUGACCAGCGCAAUAGAGAUAAAUCGACAUCUAGCAACCACCAAAAGGAGAAGGAUAACAAAUCUAAGCAUAUGCAACUACUCCACUGGGACGACGAGUCAACCGACGAGGAUUCCGAAGAUGUUCAACCUAAGAAUUUCAAAAGGACCGCAGGCGUAAGAAAGAAGCAGGACAUAAGCGAAAAUGAGGAAGAAUAUGAAAAGGGAGAACCUUAUGACGAGGGUUCGCUCCGAUUACAAGAAAGAGACCUGCUACCAAGAUUCAACAACUUACAAGCCAAAAGUAUUGCAUUAUUACGAGUUGGACUAGAUACCAAAUUGAUUGUAUGCCUGGGAGAGGUAGACUACGACCAACGGAACGAGAGGAAACAUGUCAUAUCCGAAGCCCAUGCCUCCGCUGUCGGUGGACAUAAAGGGGUAACAAAAACUUAUAACAGAAUCCGUCUGCGAUACUACUGGGAAGACAUGAAGGUAGAUAUACAAAAAUUUAUAAGUAACUGCCUUUCUUGUCAAUUAUCAAAAUUAAAAAGAUGCAAAACGAAGCAACCAAUGCAAAUAACUGACACAUCCGAUGCUGCAUUGGACAUUGUGGGGCCAUUGACUAGAACAAGAAAUGGUAAUAUAUACAUUUUAACAGUACAGGAUUUAUUAACUAAAUUAGUUGUAGCAAUACCACUUAGGAAAACUACAUCAGCGGAGAUUGCCAGGGCCUUCACCAAGCGAGUAAUAUGCGUGUAUGGCCCACCCAAAUCAAUACUGACUGACCAAGGGGCUAAUCUCACCAGUCAAUUGAUGCGUGAUUUUGCGAAAAUAUAUCGAAUCAAAAGGUACCGAACUAUGGCAUUCUAUCCACAAUCAAACGGUUCAUUGGAGAGAUCCCACCACUCUCUGAUUGAAUAUUUGAAGCAGUUCGCAAAUGAAGAAGAAGAAUGGGAUAAGUGGUUGGAACUAGCCACCUUCUCAUAUAACACUAGUACUCAUGAGGGAACGCGUUUCAACCGUUCCAACUGGUUUAUGGGCAACCCGCUUGACUGCCAUCAAGUAAACUGGAAGAAGAUCAACCUCCCACAUAUGAGGACUUCCUCGCGGAUCUAA
This is a messenger RNA of Microplitis demolitor, 1467 nucleotides long. RefSeq lists its product as uncharacterized. NCBI's taxonomy places the organism in Eukaryota, Metazoa, Arthropoda, Insecta, Hymenoptera, Braconidae. Gene Ontology annotation, molecular function: nucleic acid binding. Gene Ontology annotation, biological process: DNA integration. The record is from RefSeq and is a predicted model, not a curated record. The transcript is spliced from 3 exons. The coding region runs from base 1 to 1467 and encodes 488 amino acids.